CUAUAAUUAGGUUAAAGUUAUGUCGAAGAGUGUGAUGUAAAUAAAUAAACCUAACCUUACUUUCUGAAGGUAAAAAUAACUACUGUUGUUAAUUUAAUGGAGAAUGGAAAAAUAAACGAUGUUUCAGAUGAAUCUCAGGAAAAUGACAAAAAAUUCAAAGCCAAAGCUGCAGUUUUCUUGGCGGGUGUGUCUGGAAUAUCAGCAGCUAUAGGAUUUGGAACAACUAUUGCUUCUGCCAAGAAACAAGAUCCAAAAUAUUUUGGAAAGGGAAUGGUGCCUACAAGAGAAUUACCAGAAAGCGGAGCAAGUCUAGCAUUACGAGCUUUAGGAUGGGGAACACUUUAUGCUUUUGUGGGCUGUGGCAUAUUAUUUUAUAGCAUUUGGAAAAUAUCAGGAGCUCAAAAUAUGGAAGAAUUCAGGUAUAAAGUUGGAUCGGUGUUACCAAGAAUUCCAAAAAACAAUCCUCCUAUUGGCAGAACCGAAUUCAGUGGCUUGACAGAUCUCUUAGAUUAUUUGCAGCAUCAGAAAGGAAAUAAGGAUUAAUUUAUUUUCCCCUUGUUUUUUUUUGUUGAAUUAAAUGUAAAUAUAAGACUCAUGCCUGGUA
Messenger RNA from Leptinotarsa decemlineata (Colorado potato beetle), 604 nucleotides. Its product is annotated as transmembrane protein 242. The record is from RefSeq and is a predicted model, not a curated record. Lineage: Eukaryota; Metazoa; Arthropoda; Insecta; Coleoptera; Chrysomelidae.